This is a messenger RNA of Racocetra persica, 168 nucleotides long. The record is from the annotation of a GenBank genome assembly. NCBI's taxonomy places the organism in Eukaryota, Fungi, Glomeromycota, Glomeromycetes, Diversisporales, Gigasporaceae.
CAUUCAAUAAAUCAUCAUCAUCCAUUCAAGUUACCGUGUUAAAUAGUGCUACCAAUUUUUGUAUGACUGCAAUCCUUGGAAAAGUUAUAUUUGGUGAAGCAUUGGCACUUCAGUGGUGGUUUGGCGCGGGGUUUAUAGUGCUUGGAACAGUUUUAGUGAAUAGAUCUA